This is a messenger RNA of Mangifera indica (mango), 2132 nucleotides long. Its product is annotated as putative ubiquitin-conjugating enzyme E2 38. The transcript is spliced from 8 exons. The record is from RefSeq and is a predicted model, not a curated record. Gene Ontology annotation, molecular function: ubiquitin conjugating enzyme activity. The coding region runs from base 165 to 1694 and encodes 509 amino acids. NCBI's taxonomy places the organism in Eukaryota, Viridiplantae, Streptophyta, Magnoliopsida, Sapindales, Anacardiaceae.
UUGCUUAUAUAUACACUAGUCUUUUCCUUACAGCGUACGAUUCAUAUAGAGAGAGCCUUACCUAACGAAGCACGAAUUCAGCCUCAGCCUCCGAUAUAAAACUUACUCACACUCUCUCCAUAUUACGAAGAAUCGGAGAUAGAAUUCGGCUAUUUCGGAAUUUCAUGGAACUUGAAAUAGAACAAGCUUUGAUCGUCGGGAAACUAAAUCAAAACAAGGUUGAUAUGUGCGAUGUGGAUUUCAGAGGAGAUGAAGAUUCACCUGAAGGUUUGAUGGGUGAUGGGAAAGUUGAGAUGGAUAGCAAGGGAAAGACAAAAAUAUUUUAUGAUGAGAAAUGGCCCUACCUAGAUAAGGAUGCAUCAGCCAGUGAUCCUGGGAAGACUUCCACUUCAGGAUCCAUUAUUUCAAACAAUAUCAAUGGUUCUAAUUUUGAGCUGUCAUAUCAUGAUAGUGAUGAAGACUGCUAUGAUUAUGGAGAUGACGAUUGUGAUUAUAUUGGCAAUGAUAAUUUCUUACCUGAAGACAAAGAUGAUUAUAUGACCAUGCAAGCCCAGUUUGAUAACAUGGAUCUUCCUCCUGGGGUCGAGGCCUCACUUCCUUUGUUGAAAGACCUUGAUCCGUGUCAACAUAUCAAGCCAUUUGCCACUACUAUUUCAUCUGUUCCAGACCUUUCAGAGAGCAUGAGGAAAUCAACUAUUGUAGACUCAAGUGAAAGCAAAAGGAAGACAACUAUUUCUGAUCUUGAUGAAAACAACAGAAAUCUAGCUUCUUCUAGCAGCUCAACAGAUCCUGAAGAGGCAAGGUCUAAUGAGGAUGAAGAAAAUAUAGAAAAUGGAAAUAUGCCAAAGUUACACUUUAAGCAAUUUGAUAUGGUGGGUGAUUUUUCUGACCAUCACUACAGCCGCAUGGGCUUUCCAUGGGAUCAGCAGCCACAAAAAAAUUGGGCAAAGAAAAUCCAGGAUGAAUGGAAAAUUCUGGAGAAGAGCCUGCCUGACACAAUAUUCGUUAGAGUUUGUGAAUCAAAGAUGGAACUUUUAAGGGCUGUUAUGGUAGGGCCUUCUGGUACACCCUAUCAUGAUGGCCUUUUUGUCUUUGAUUGUUGCUUCCCUCCUAGCUAUCCUAAUGAACCACCGAUGGUUUAUUACUAUUCAGGUGGUGUUCGAUUAAAUCCAAAUUUAUAUGAAUGUGGGAAAGUCUGCCUCAGUCUUUUGGGUACCUGGACUGGUGAAUCAUCCGAAAUGUGGAGUAAAGAAAACUCAACCAUGCUACAGGUUUUGGUCUCCAUACAAGCUCUGAUUCUGAAUGCACAGCCAUUUUUUAAUGAACCUGGGUAUGAAAGUACAUAUGUUGGAGCAGUGGGGGAAAGGAAGUCCAGGGAGUACAGCGAGGAAGCAUUUAUUUUAUCCUUGAAGACAAUGUUGUACACACUGAGAAGACCACCCAAGCACUUUGAGGAUUUGGUUGCCUAUCAUUUUCGCAAGUGUGCUCAUGAUAUUCUGGUAGCUUGUAAAGCGUAUAUGGAGGGAGCUGUGGUAGGAACAGUGGUGGUGAAAGACGGAGUCAUAGAAGGUGGUAAAGUUGAAAAGGGUGGCUCAAUUACUUUUAAAACCAAAGUAGGUCAGAUGAUGAAUAUUCUUAUUGCAAACUUCACCAAAAACGGAUCCACAGAUUGUGAACAAUUUCGGACUUCAUGAGGAGCGCAUAGUGGGCAGUUGAUGUAAAGGUGUAUGGAGACGCAAAGCAAGCGGAUGAUUUAGCUGGCAUAAGCCUGUUCCUUUGGAGUACAUCUAAGCUGGUGCAAUUUUGACAGAAUUGAUUGAACCUGCCCUGUGGAACUUACUUCGAGCAUAAUAUAUAUUAUAUUUUAUAUCUUUAGCAGUUUUUCAGGUGGAUGUAGACAUGGUAUGGCAAAGGUGGAAUGACUGGGAUGGAUGGGCUUUUCUGCCGGACCAGUUGCUUGUUGACAGCUCCAGCAAUAUGAAUAUAUGGAUUUGUUGUGAAUGCUAUGGCAUGUUAUCUAGUUCUCAAACUAUAUUAUGUGUUUUCAGCUUGAUUAUUAUUAUACGUGCUUGGUGUCGUGCUGGGAAACAGGAUUCAUUGAAAAUUAGUAAAAUGAUGGAAUUAUGGCCUCA